Vanessa tameamea is the source of this 966-nucleotide messenger RNA. It is a transcript of the gene hkb, whose product is annotated as huckebein. Gene Ontology annotation, biological process: regulation of transcription by RNA polymerase II. Lineage: Eukaryota; Metazoa; Arthropoda; Insecta; Lepidoptera; Nymphalidae. Gene Ontology annotation, molecular function: RNA polymerase II cis-regulatory region sequence-specific DNA binding; DNA-binding transcription factor activity, RNA polymerase II-specific. Bases 1 to 966 code for a protein of 321 amino acids. The transcript has a single exon. The record is from RefSeq and is a predicted model, not a curated record.
AUGUUAUCUGUACAAAAAAAAUAUUCAAGGCUUUUCAGGCCGUGGGAUGUGAGUGAUAAUAAAAGUACUGAAAAACCUGAAACAAGUGAAAAAAAUGUUACCAAGGAGGCGGAACUUAAAAAAAUAAAAGAAGAGAAACGGGAAAAUCGCUUAAGAAAAAUUCGUGGUGCUUUCAAAAAGAAUGAUAAUAAUAAUUACCAAGAUGCGACUGUAUCUACGACGACGUUAGAUAAUGAUGACGAUAAAAAAGUCAACAUGAACCCUAUUCAUGAGCCUUUAGACGUUUCCAAUUCCCCAGUUGCAAGUCUAAGUUUAUGUUGUGACCGAUUGUUACAAGAACCAGAGAAAGUAAAAAGCGAAGUACGUCAAAAUAUUGUCAAGACACCCGUAGAAAAUGUACAAACUCAAAUCACAUUAGCACCGAGCAUCGUGCCGCCAAACAUCUACAACCAAGGUUUUAUACCUGAUUACUUAUCUGCAGAUAUCGCACAAACGUUAGGUAUACCGCCAACUGAUCCUCUCCUCUUAGAAUCUUUAGCUCAAGGCUAUGCAAUGGAAUUGGAAUACGCGAGAAUAUUACAGCAAGAAAACGAAGCUAAGCUAUUGAACGCGAGAAAGCAAAGACCAAAAAAGUAUAAAUGUCCACAUUGCAACGUCGGUUUUUCCAACAACGGCCAGUUGAAAGGACAUAUACGAAUCCAUACUGGCGAGAGGCCAUUUAAAUGCGAAGAGAAGAACUGUGGUAAGACGUUCACGAGGAACGAAGAGUUGACAAGGCAUAGACGGAUACAUUCAGGAGUUCGUCCGUAUCCAUGUCCUACUUGCGGGAAAAAGUUUGGCAGGCGAGAUCAUUUAAAGAAACAUACGAGAACACAUUACCUCCAUGCUGAAAGAAUGAUGCCCGUCUUCGUCCCUCUAUCUGCAGUUCCUCAUGUUAACGGCUUCCCUUAUUUGUACGGAUAUUAG